AUGAAGGGCGCUUUGUUGUUGACCGCAGCUGGGCUGCUCGGCUCCGCCCAGGCUGGCGGUGUCCACUCGUUGAAGCUGAAGAAGGUCCCUCUUGCGAAGCAGCUGGAGUCGAUCCCCAUCGAUGCCCAGGUUCGCGGACUCAGCCAGAAAUACAUGGGCGGCCGCCCUGAGACUCAUGCCGAUGCCAUGUUCAAGAACACGGCUGCAAGCAUCGAGGCUAACCACCCGGUGCCUGUCAGCAACUUUAUGAACGCACAGUACUUUGCUGAGAUCUCCAUUGGCACUCCGCCCCAGAGCUUCAAGGUUGUCCUUGACACCGGCAGCUCGAACUUGUGGGUUCCCUCGCGCGAGUGCGGUUCCAUCGCCUGCUAUCUUCACUCCAAGUAUGAUUCGAGCGCCUCGUCGAGCUACAAGGCCAACGGCUCGUCGUUCGCCAUCCAGUACGGUUCUGGCAGCCUGAGCGGCUUCGUGUCUCAGGACACUGUCUCCAUUGGCAACCUCAAGAUCGCUAAGCAGGACUUCGCCGAGGCUACCGAGGAGCCCGGUCUGGCCUUCGCCUUUGGCCGCUUCGACGGCAUUCUGGGCCUCGGCUACGACACCAUCUCGGUGAACAAGGUCGUGCCCCCCUUUUACAACAUGAUUAACCAGGAGUUGAUUGAUUCGGGUGUCUUUGCCUUCUACCUGGGUUACUCUGACGACGGCAACGACUCCGAGGCUGUGUUUGGUGGUGUCAACAAGGACCACUACACCGGCAAGAUUACUACCAUUCCCCUGCGCCGCAAGGCCUACUGGGAGGUCGACCUUGACUCCAUCGCUCUUGGCGAGGACGUUGCUGAGCUCGACAACACCGGUGUGAUCCUGGACACCGGCACCUCGCUGAUUGCCCUCCCCUCCAACCUGGCCGAGAUGCUCAACACCCAGAUUGGCGCCAAGAAGGGCUACAACGGCCAGUACUCCAUUGACUGCAGCAAGAAGGCCAGUCUCCCGGACGUCACCUUUACCCUGAGCGGCCACAACUUCAGCCUGCCUGCGUCGGACUACAUUUUGGAGGUGUCGGGCAGCUGCAUUUCGACCUUCAUGGGCAUGGACUUCCCGGAGCCGACCGGCCCGCUGGCCAUCCUCGGUGACGCCUUCCUGCGCCGCUACUACUCUAUCUAUGAUCUUGACAACAACACUGUUGGCUUGGCCCUGGCUAAGAAAUAA
Messenger RNA from Sporothrix brasiliensis 5110, 1203 nucleotides. RefSeq names its product saccharopepsin. Lineage: Eukaryota; Fungi; Ascomycota; Sordariomycetes; Ophiostomatales; Ophiostomataceae. Gene Ontology annotation, cellular component: fungal-type vacuole. Gene Ontology annotation, biological process: proteolysis. Gene Ontology annotation, molecular function: aspartic-type endopeptidase activity. The record is from RefSeq and is a predicted model, not a curated record. The transcript has 3 exons. The coding region runs from base 1 to 1203 and encodes 400 amino acids.